AUAAGCAACAUCGACAUCUUCGUCAUGGACACUCAAGGCAAGAAAAUCGUUUGCAGAGCUGCGAUCGCUUGGGCGGCUGGUCAACCACUGAAGAUCGAGGAAAUCGAGGUUGAGCCACCAAGGAAGGACGAAGUGCGAAUCAAAGUGCUCUACACUGGUAUCUGUCACACAGACUAUUACACGCUAUCUGGCAGCGACCCCGAAGGCGAUUUCCCUUCAAUUUUAGGCCAUGAAGGUGGGGGGAUCGUGGAAAGCGUUGGUGAGGGAGUGAAUGAUGUCAAGCCAGGUGAUCAUGUGAUCCCACUGUACACGGCUGAGUGUCGAGAAUGCAAGUUUUGCACAUCAGGAAAAACCAACUUAUGUGGCAGAGUUCGCGAGACUCAAGGUAAAGGUGUGAUGCCUGAUGGGUCUGUCAGAUUCCAUUGUAAAGGUCAACCUAUCAAGCACUUCAUGGGUUGUAGUACCUUUAGCCAGUACACUGUAGUCUCAAAGUUUAGUGUGGUAAAAGUAGUGGAUGAAGCCCCAUUGGACAAGGUGUGCCUAUUAGGAUGCGGUAUUACCACUGGGUUUGGGGCGGCAACCAAGACCGCAAACGUGACUGAGGGCUCGACGGUUGCGAUAUUUGGGAUCGGCUGCGUUGGAUUAGCGGUCAUCCAAGGCUGCGCCGCCCGGAAAUGUAAGUCGAUCGUAGCGGUGGAUGUGAACCCUGGCAAAGAAGCCUGGGCCAAAAAGAUGGGUGCCCACGAGUUCGUCAACCCGACCAAAACUGAAAACCUUGCCCAGGACCUUACCACGAAAUAUAGUGAUGGAGGGUUUGACUACACUUUUGAUUGUACUGGAAAUGUCGAUGUGAUGAGGACUGCGUUGGAAGUAUGCCACAAAGGAUGGGGUGUCAGUACCAUCAUCGGGGUAGCAGCAGCCGGGAAGGAAAUUUCCACCAGACCAUUUCAAUUAGUUACUGGUAGAAAAUGGCAAGGUAGCGCGUUUGGAGGUGUCAAAGGUCGUACCGAAAUACCGGGGUUGGUUGACGACUAUUUAAAGGGAGUGCUAUCCGUAGAUGAUUAUGUCACACAUCAUAGGGAAUUUGCAAAAAUCAACGAAGGCUUUCAAGAUAUGAAAGAUGGAAGUUGCAUCAGAUGUGUUGUGGAUAUGUGGAAGAUUGCAAACACCAGUUGAAUUUGAUCACGUCUUGUUACUUGAUUUUUGAAUCUGCACUGGGAGGUUUGUUUUGAACCAUGAAGAUUAAGCCUGAUAAGAUCAAUUUUUUUUUUUUUUGAAAUGAGUGUAUGAUUGAUCAAAUCAAGUCGUUAUUUUGGAUGGGGGCGAGCUGUUCUCUUUAGCCCAGUACGCGAUUGCAAUGUGGAUCAUGGAGUUUUGAUAGCUCUGCAUUGUAAGUUGAAUACAAAUAUUGCAUGUUUAUUCUGAC
This is a messenger RNA of Puccinia graminis f. sp. tritici CRL 75-36-700-3, 1426 nucleotides long. Its product is annotated as S-(hydroxymethyl)glutathione dehydrogenase/alcohol dehydrogenase. The record is from RefSeq and is a predicted model, not a curated record. Gene Ontology annotation, molecular function: zinc ion binding; S-(hydroxymethyl)glutathione dehydrogenase [NAD(P)+] activity. Gene Ontology annotation, cellular component: cytosol. The coding region runs from base 25 to 1176 and encodes 383 amino acids. Gene Ontology annotation, biological process: formaldehyde catabolic process. Lineage: Eukaryota; Fungi; Basidiomycota; Pucciniomycetes; Pucciniales; Pucciniaceae. The transcript has 12 exons.